AGGUGGUCUGGACUCCCUGCGACUCAAGAUAAAAAGCAUGCGGGAGCCAUUUCCAAGGCUAAUUGAAGCAGAAGAGGAGGCAUCAUCGAAGAAGAAAGAAAGGUAGCCCGAGCCAGUCAUGGCGAAGUCAUCGCAGAGUAUUUGAUGCCCUGCUCUUUGGAUGCAGGCACUGGGCUACCUGUGGAAAUGGUGCCAGAGAGCGCAAAUGAUGCAGGCAUUGAUGCCUUUGAUGUGCCCGACGUUGAUGCUUUUGACAUGCCCUGUAGAGAGCAGGAUCUGGCUGCAUCUUCUGGCAUUGAUGUCGCUGUGGAAAGUGGCCCCAUCGCGGGACAUUGUUCUGCAUCCAGUGAGAAACAACAGCCUGCACUUGCAGCGCCCCCAGACUUCACGAGCUCAAGCCAGGCACCAAAAACACCCCCACACUUCGCAAGCGCAAGCCAGGCACCAGCAGGCUUGUUUGAAGAAGUCAAUGGCCAGGUAAAAGUUGGUGAAAACACCUUCAUGCCAUUAGACAAAUGGCUGUUAGUGAUGAAGAAUGUGUCCGACGGCAAGUGCUGUUUGGAGCUGGCCAAACACUUUUGGCUACCUUCUGAGGCUGCCACGCGCAGCCUUACAGGCCAGGCGUGCCGCAGCAUGGCCACGAACUUGACAAAGCUGCCGGCCACCCCAGAGAAGGUGGAGAUGGUAAAGAAGAUGAUUUGCCAGAUCCUUGCCACCGCCCACCAUCUACCCUCCACACCCACCAUCCACCCAUCAUGCCAGCUGCCCACCAUUCACCCAUCAUGCCCGCUGCCCACCAUCCACCCAGCAUGCCCGCUGCCCACCAUCCACCCAGCAUGCCCGCUGCCCACCAUCCACCCAGCAUGCCCGCUGUCCACCAUCCACCCAUCAUGCCCACUGCCCACCAUCCACCCAGCAUGCUGCCCACUACAUUAA
Dermacentor albipictus is the source of this 936-nucleotide messenger RNA. The record is from RefSeq and is a predicted model, not a curated record. Lineage: Eukaryota; Metazoa; Arthropoda; Arachnida; Ixodida; Ixodidae.